AGACAAGUAGAGCAAUGUCGAUAUGAAAUUGAAUAUGGCGGACAAAAAUAACAAGGGCGCUAAAAGAUUAUUUUCGAUAAAUAAUAAAAUUUCAAUUCAGUGAGUGAUAAACUUAUCUCAUAAAGUAAUAUAAACAAUAUAUAUUGCAAGUAAAAAGUAAAACUGCAUUAUUAAAUCGGAAAUGUCAGCAAUAAAGGUGAAUUUCGAAAUUGGACAUGAAGCUUCGAUGAAAUCGAAGAAAACCCCCGAAGGUUUCACUCAUGAUUGGGAAGUGUUCGUGCGCGGCCAAGAAGGAGCUGAUAUAAGUCAUUUUGUUGACAAAGUUGUUUUUCAUCUUCAUGAAACUUUCCCAAAACCAAGGCGAGUGGUGAAAGAGCCACCAUUUUCAAUCAAGGAAUCGGGGUAUGCAGGCUUUGUUUUUCCAAUAGAAAUUUAUUUAAAGAAUAAAGAUGAACCUAAGAAAAUAAAAUUUAGCUAUGACCUAACUCUACAACAGAGUGGGUUUCUGAAAGAUAGAUAUAUCUUCCAAAACCCAAAUGAUGAGUUCCGAAGAAAAUUGCUAAAGGGUGGUGGAAUAACUAUAAGCAAUAAUGCAUUCUAUACUAAUCCUGAUCAGGAAAGCAAGAGCAGAGAUUCAUUCACUGAUGAAAAACAACAACUCGUCAGCAAGCCUAAAUUAUCGUCAGACACUGUUAAAAAACACAAAGUAAAAGAAUACAAAGAUGAGCAGCCACACAGAACCAGUAGCUUUGAAAAUCUAUUUGGACCACCUAUUCAGAAGCCACCUAAAGUGUCUCCAGACCCAAAGAAAGUGGAAAAAAUUGCAGCUUCUGCUAAGUCAGAUAAAAAAGAUAAAGAAAGAUCAAGUUCAGAUAAAAAAUCAAAACAUGAGCACAAGGAGCCUAAACCUGAUAAAGUGAAAGUGAAAGAAGAAAAAGAUAAACAGAAAUCAGACAAAGUUAAGAAUCAUAACAAAGAACAAGAAAGGACCAAAGAGAAAGCUAGCAAAAGGCAAAAUGAAAGACCUCCUUCUCCUGAACCAAUUAAAAAACGAUGUCUCAGUCCAAAUAGAAAACCCCCGAGUCCUUCUCCCAGAUCCAGCAGUGCCUCCAGCAUCAAGGAGGAGCAUAAGGCCCCAAAGCACAGCUCUGAAAACUUUGACCAGAAGAAACCAAAACCAGAGGAAAGGGUACCAGAUCUUAAAGUAGAGAAAGAGUCUAAAGAAAAAAAGAAAAAAGAGAAAAAAAGUCAUGAUAGAGAUAAAGAAAGAAAAGAAAAGAAAGAUCACAAAAAAGAAAGUCAUAAGAUAAAAGAUUCUCCUAAAGAGCCAAAAGAAUUGCCAAAAGAAGUUCCAAAACCAAGAGAGAUAGUAAAAGAAAAGGAGGCAAUCAAAGAUUCCCCAAUUAAAGAAAAACCAGUAAAACCUGAAAAACCUAUAAAUAAAUUUUCCAUAGAAAAUCUUAGGAAGACCCCUCCACCAGAAAACGUGGAACGUCACGAGGGUCACAAGUCAAAAGAUAAGGGUGACUCAGAGAGAAAACAUAAACACAAGAAAAAAGACAAGAAGAGGGAUGAGUCCAAAGAAAAGCACAAAGAAUCCAGUAAAGAGAAGAAGCAUAAACAUGAGAAGGUUCGUGAAGUACCACCUGAAAAACCUGAGAUUAUUGAACACAGAGAGACACCAGUUAAUAAAGAACGGCCCAUACCUGAGCCUGCAUCACCUAUAUCCAUCGAUACAGCGUCACAAUGCAGCUCUAAGAGUGGCCUAAAUAAAGCUAUCCAUACAGCAGAAGAUGUAAACAGCAGUCAUUCUGAUUCGGAGAGUUCCAUGAUAGCUGAUGAGGAAGAUGUCAAAGUCAAGGUGGAGAACCCCUCACCUGAGCCUGUCAAGAGGGAACCUUCCCCAGAACCUGAACCCGAACCUGAACAGGAACUUGAGGUAGAAAUUGAGCCUGAACCCGAGCCAGUCGUAGAGGUGCCUCCAGUUCAGCAAAAGGAGAAAUCAAAGAAACACAAGGACAAAUCCAAGCGAGAAGAAAAGCGUCGGAGACGGAAAGCUGAAGAAGAAGACUCUGAGAAUAGGAAAGUACCAAAAUUAGCAGAUUCAGGGCCUUCAAAUAAUGAAACUGAGCACGGAGAGAGUAGCGGCUCAACAUCGAUAGAGACCAAAGUACAAGACAACGGCGUGUCGAGCAGCCUGGGCGAGGACGCGGAGCCGGGGGAGCUGUCGCCGGACUACAUGGUGCAGCUGCGCGAGCUGCAGCAGCGCAUCAUGACCAUCAAAAGCAAUGAGGAACUGGAGCGCGUCGUCAACCUCAUCGCCGAGACGGGGCGCUACGAGGUCACCACGCAAACCUUUGACUUCGACCUGUGCCUGCUGGACCGCUCCACCGUGCAGCAGUUGAUACAGCUGGUGGGCUGCUAGUGCUGAGAUGGACCUUGUUAGGGUGAACAUGUAAAUAUUGCUUAAGUGUGCACCGAGGCAGUUGUAGCAUUAGGUUUCUCUGCCUCAAGCUUGAAAUGAAAAAAGUUUUACAAUUUUGCUAUAGGAGGAAUAUUGCUCUUGAGUCAAAGAUAUGCAAGCAGUAAUUUUAUUGAUAAGAGUAAUUAUAGAUUAUAUUAAAUCAUAAUCUCAAUCGGCUACUAUUUUACAUACACAUUAUAAUAUUUUUAAUGGAGUUGUAAGUGCAAUAUUGUAUAGGUUAUAUAAAGUUAUAAGACUGUUGAAAGAUUGUUAAAUGUAUUGUAAAUUUUGUACAUUAUAUAAUUGUAUUGAUUUAUUGUAAAGUAAGUUAAUUAUUAUUAAAGAGUUUUUAAUUAUUAUACUCCCUGAGUUGUGGACUGGGGGAGGCUAUGUUAAUGAUUUUGUAUAAAACACACUAGUUAUAACUCAUCAACACCAUAUGAUUUAUGGCAUAAACACAACUUUUUACAAGUUAGUGAUACUUUGCACAUUAUUUUUUAAUCUUUUUUGUAAUAACUAUGCCCACAUCAAUGGCAUAAUAUUUAUUUGUAAGGUUGUUAUUAAUUCUACAAUAGUGAAUUAUGAAGUAUUUGAAAUGAAAACAUAAUAGUUUUAGUGACAUUUUUUCAAAUGAAUUGAAUCAUGUUAACUAAAUAGUAUAAUAUGUGAUUAUAACUUAUUUUAAUUUAUCGCUUAUUUUGGCUAUAUAUUUAUGAUUAAAUAGAGUGUAUAUUGAUAUUUUA
Messenger RNA from Maniola jurtina (meadow brown), 3207 nucleotides. RefSeq names its product protein AF-9-like. Gene Ontology annotation, biological process: regulation of DNA-templated transcription. Bases 182 to 2425 code for a protein of 747 amino acids. Gene Ontology annotation, cellular component: super elongation complex. The transcript has 3 exons. NCBI's taxonomy places the organism in Eukaryota, Metazoa, Arthropoda, Insecta, Lepidoptera, Nymphalidae. The record is from RefSeq and is a predicted model, not a curated record.